Messenger RNA from Oryzias melastigma (Indian medaka), 1815 nucleotides. It is a transcript of the gene fam113, whose product is annotated as family with sequence similarity 113. The record is from RefSeq and is a predicted model, not a curated record. The transcript is spliced from 9 exons. The coding region runs from base 526 to 1677 and encodes 383 amino acids. NCBI's taxonomy places the organism in Eukaryota, Metazoa, Chordata, Actinopteri, Beloniformes, Adrianichthyidae.
UCUAUUUCGGAGAAACGAGACACUCUUACAAAAAUGAGGGUGUCUUUAUUUUUCAUGCUUUUAUUUAGUAUACAUUUCAGGGGUUUUAUUCCAUAGUGUUUGUUUACAAAUCAAAUAAAAUUAAUGAAGUCACAGUGGAUAGUUGUGGAGUUUUUAUCGAAUAAAUUACGAAAAUUAAAGGAAAUGUCCGAUACUCGUGAAGGCACCAUCAAAUCUGACGCACCUGCGUGCUUUGUUUGAACUAAGUACAGCAGAUUUGAAAUUUACCGCUGAAAAGUGAAACGUUAGUCCGUCGUAUUUACCACGCUUUGAGACCAGAAAUCAGUAACAAAAUUGGAUUCCGUUUUUGAAAAAAAUACGAGUUUGUUUUGCGCUUCGGAGGGAAAAAUCCCCGCUUUUGAUGGUCCGUCAACGCGUUGUGUUAGCUUGAAAAAGUUUAGCAUAACAACUUCGGGUUUGAUACCGAAAAAAACUUUCACUCUUUUUUUAUGUUUUGUUUUUCCCCUUUAAAGAAAAGGGCAGACAAUGAAGAACCUGAGACACAAUCAUGCCAGCCAGUUGCUCCACAAUAAAUUUGUUGUGGUUUUGGGAGACUCCAUUCAGCGAGGAGUCUACAAAGACCUCGUGUUAAUGCUACAGACCGACAGAUAUCUCACCCAACGACAGCUGAAGAGCAAGGGGGAGAUGAGCUUCGAGCAGGACUGCCUGGUGGAGGGCGGCUGUCUGAGUCAGAUGAGCAACGGGACGGAGUACCGGGAGGUCCGGCAGUUCCAGUCCGGCCAGCACCUGGUCCGUUUCUACUUCCUCACCAGGGUCUUCUCUCGGUACAUGGAGAGCAUCAUAAAGGACUUUGACCGGGGCCCGAAACCAGACGUGGUCAUCGUCAACUCCUGCGUGUGGGACAUUUCAAGAUACAACUCCAGCUGGUUGGACGACUACCAGGAAAACCUGCACAGGUUCUUCAGGGAGCUGAGGCGUGUUCUGCCUGAGGAAACGCUGGUCAUCUGGAACAUCACCAUGCCUCUGGGGAAGAGCAUCCGAGGCGGCUUCCUGGUUCCUGAGAUUGAGCACAAAGCCCCAAAUCUCCGUUACGAUGUGAUUCAGGCGAACUUCUACAGCGGGACUCUGGCCGACGCCCAUCAAAGGGACGUUUUGGACCUCCACUUCCGCUUCCGCUUCUCCCUGCACCAUCGCACCAACGACGGCGUCCACUGGAACGCCGCCGCCCAUCGCACCAUCACCUGUCUGCUGCUGGAUCACAUCGCACAGGCCUGGGGGGUGGAGCUGCGUGAUCCGCUGAGGGCCGUGGACAUACCAGACAUUGGUGAUCACCGGCCUCCAAAAGCUGCAGCACCGCUGAACUAUAACGGCUACACGGAGGAGUUCUCCAGCGAUUCCCUUCCCAGCAAUUUCCUGAACUUUGAAGACAGAAACCCAAAAGUCUGGGAAGUGAUAGAUGUCCGAGCUGCUGCCAAACCGAAGCUUUCCCUUCCGGUCUACAGGCAGACGCCAUACGGACAGGCCAGAAAUGGUUUUGACUCCAGGCCUCCGUACCACUUUGAGCCCUACAGACAUCAGAACCAUCCUCAUGUGAUGAGAAGCCGAAACGAACGCCUCCACUACGCCCCCUACACCCACCACAGACCCGCCCACUGGGGUCACUACGGCCACUACUGAAGUACCUUUUAGCCUGUCCUGUAGGAAAAGUGUUUCUGAUCAAUGGACUCCCUCCACUGAUCGUUUUAGUUCUCCCACAUUUCAUUUCAGAAGUCCUUUGUGUAUUUUGAUGACUAAUAAAAACUGUUUUGCAGACAC